Molecule: messenger RNA, 2380 nt
Organism: Lingula anatina
Lineage: Eukaryota; Metazoa; Brachiopoda; Lingulata; Lingulida; Lingulidae
Product: protein-S-isoprenylcysteine O-methyltransferase
Biological process (GO): C-terminal protein methylation
Cellular component (GO): membrane; endoplasmic reticulum
Molecular function (GO): protein C-terminal S-isoprenylcysteine carboxyl O-methyltransferase activity
Source: RefSeq, a predicted model, not a curated record
AGGGUAAAAUGGCGCAGAUCAUUGUGGAGGGGCGCGCCAGCCUGCUUAGUUUUAUCUGCGGUUCCACGAUCUGUUUCGUGCCUUUGUUCAGAUAUCUUGGUCGCAUUCCAGAAAACAUAGUUGAACAUUAUUUGCCUGUUCUUUUGGGCAUCUAUUCAGUUUUCAUUUUUGCAUUAUGGCGGUUGAUUUACAGACGAUAUUGGACACUUUGGCAAGUCAGCAGCCGUGCAGCAUUCCUGGGUCUUGUCUUCGGCUGUGGCCUCAUCCUCACCUUCUCCGACACCACAUGGACACACUUCGGCUGGUACCUGGUGGCCCUCAGCUUCUUCCACUGGUCUGAGUACUUCACCACAGCAGUCACCAACCCCUUCAGCCUACAGCUGGACUCCUAUCUGCUAGACCACAGUCCAGAGUAUAAGCUAGCUGCUCUGGCCAGCUGGGUAGAGUUUACUGUGGAGUGGUAUUUCUUGCCAGGUCUGAAACAGCUGAAAUGGGUGAGCGUAUUCGGUCUUCUAAUAGUCAUGGGAGGCGAGACCCUCCGUAAAGCGGCCAUGAUAACAGCCAAAACAAACUUCAACCAUUACGUCCAACACGUGAAGGAAGAGGGACAUGUGCUUGUGACCCGCGGGGUGUAUAGCAAAUUCAGACACCCUUCAUAUGUGGGUUGGUUCUAUUGGAGUAUAGGCACACAGAUAAUCCUAUGCAAUCCUAUUUGUCUGGUCGGCUACACAGUCACUUCAUGGAAGUUUUUCAGAGAACGUAUAGAAGUAGAGGAGAUAACUUUAUUAAACUUCUUUGGGGAGGAGUAUUUGAAUUACCAGCGGCAAGUAAAGACUGGUUUGCCGUUUAUCAAAGGCUACAGAAUGGAAUUAUAACAGAAACUUCAGUAAAAACUUAAAAUAUAAUUUAUCUCAAAGUUUUGUAUAUCCUUAUUUCUUCAUUUAUUUAGAUAGGCUUGAUUAUAUUUUAAAUAAAUAUUUAAGGUCACAGUGUAGCUGACCUUCAUAAAAGAAAACCUUUAUGUCUGAUGCAUGUAUUCUUUAAAGUGGAAAAGAAAAUAAAUUGAGAAUUCCCAGCUGCUGUAGAUAUUGAAGUGCAAAUUGUCCACAGUCCAUCUGGGUACGUAUCAACCUGUAUUAUAGUAAUUCAAUUACUAAAAGUUGUAAAAUGAAAUUACUUACUAGACUAACCGUUCUUUUGUUUUAUCCAAGUAGUCAUUUUACAUAUUUCCAAAUUAUUAAAAGAAAUCUUGUCUGAUGAAAAUUGAAUAUAUAUCCUGCCCUGUUUGAUCACAGAAUGUUUCUUAAUAUUUAAUAAAAAUGGUCAGUAUUCAUGUGAGUUUGUCAGAUAAAUUAUGUUGAACAUCUUCAACCAUGAACCCACCAUUGCAUAUCCAGAGUUGAAAGUCCAUUAUUUGUCAGAUAUGUCUCCCAUGUACAUAUUUUAACUUAUCUCUAAAGGGGUUGUGUUAAACUUUGCUCACUUAAAGAUCCCAUCGCUGCUACUAAGCACUUGGCUGCUAGACCAAGUAUAUAUUCUUGUUUCAAAAGCUUUGUUAGAUUCAACUCGAGUAAGUGUAGAAAUAUAGAUUCAGUGUCAAAGUAGUAAAAAUGUUUGUCAACGUCACUAGUGUAAUGGAACUUGCAGAAAUUUUGCGCAUUUUUUUCCCUUUCAAAUAGUAUUGGUAAUUAAAAUAAAGUAUAAAUAAAUCUGUAAACAACAUGGGUGUAUUUUACAUAAAGUUUGCAAAAUGAGAAUGGUAUUUAAAAUCACUUCAGUCAACACCUAGAAAUAAGCUAGAAUUUAGAGUAAUUUUUGUAUAGAUGUAAUAUUUUCAAAUUCUAUAAAAUGUCUAAGUAUAAUGGCAAUAACAGGUCGAGGUAGGGUUGGCUGAUUUUUACCUGCUGACAAUGUAGAACUGUACCAGCCUCAUUACUGAGUAUAACAGUGCAUAUAUUCAUAUUUAUCUUUGAUAAUACAAUGUUAAUACAUGUAUAUAUACUAGACUCUGUGGGGGAUGCAUGUGACAGGAGAGUGAUAUAUUUGUGGAAAUUUGUUGCAUUACUGUUGCCAUGGUUAUUGUUGCCAUGCAUGUGACAGGAGAGUGAUAUAUUUAUAGAAACUUGUUGCAUUAUUGUUGCCAUGGUUACUGCAUUCGUCAUGGCAGAAAUGUAGUUUUACAACCAAGCUGCUUAUUGGUUGAAUCAUGUGUGAGAGUUUUUGCCAGCAAGCUUCUUAUUGGUCAAAGCAUUUGAGAAACGUGAUACGAAUCUCAUUUAAGAGCCGACUUUUAUGUUUAAAAUAUAGUAUGUAAUAAGUAUGAAGAUUUAUUGAAUAAAGAAGGCAAAAAUAGCCUCUGUAAAGAAGAGAAAUAUUUUAU